AUGCUGGACAAGGCUCAUAUUUUACUAGACAAUAUUGUUCUCUCGCAAUUGGCUGUCUACGAGCCGAGAACAUUCCAGAGUCUGGUUUCCCUUGCGAAGGAGAUGGCCAUAAAGGAUGGACGAGCAGUUAUUCCUGACGAUGAAUUCAAGUUCGAGGUUCAUUUGGAUGACACUCUCUUUGGUGAACCGUUCCCGAAAGCUGUGGAGUAUCCGAGAGGCGCUCCUGAAAACCACACGAUAAAGCCACGGAAGUUGAAGCCAGAAGAGUACUGA
Molecule: messenger RNA, 273 nt
Organism: Cooperia oncophora
Lineage: Eukaryota; Metazoa; Nematoda; Chromadorea; Rhabditida; Trichostrongylidae
Source: the annotation of a GenBank genome assembly